CGUUGCUUCUCUCAGUCUAUCGUUGCCAGCCGCACGAUUCGGAUCGCGCUCGUAUAAUUGCUCCCGGCGUAUUCUUUGUCUGUUUGGAUAAUUUCGUAAUGAAAAGCGUUAUUCUCAUUCAACUGGCGUGGUGUAUGAAUUGUGGGUGUGCGAUGACCACGUUUAACUAAUAUGAAUUUUGGUUCCAAAAUUGAAAGAGUGCGUUUGUGCAAUCGUCGGCCAGUUAACCCCAACAAAAAGCAAUGCUCUCAAUGGAUUCAAGUGAAAAGGAAGAAACCAGAGGGAACGGAGAAAAGUUCCAAUUAAAUCUUACAUGAUCAAAUAACAUCCCGGCGAAGAAUGAAGUGUGUGUAAAGAGUCGAAAUUAAGAAGACCGAAAAUUAUUAAAGAAUGAUUGUUUUAUAUCAUUCACACGGUGCAUUCACGAAACCCAGACCAGUUGAUCGACGGAUGAGGAUACGCUCGAUAGGUUUGAAAAAAAGUGUCGAAUAACUAGAGAAAAAAAGUAUAAAUAAAGUGUGUGCAGUGGCUGACUGUGAGUCGAGAAUAAGAAGGAACAAAUCGGCUUUGAAAAAGGUGUUAUUUGAGAAGCAUGAGGUAGAGAAAAAAAAUCAUCUGAUAAAAUAGAUCUUAGGAAAGGUGGAAUGAAUUUCCAUGCGUAGUAAUUCGUUUUUAAAGCAAGUGUUCGAUCAUGAGAUCAUCAAUAGGCGUUACGAAAGUUCUCGCAUUCUAUUUCAUACUUUUGCAUUUAUUUUUGAAAGCAAAAAUGUGUGUCGGUGCGAUCCAUGGUGCGAGUAGUGGAAACAUUAAUGACAGUGAUGAGUCAUUUUUCCCGGUGGAAACACACACGACAGUCGCCCCAUUGCUAGACUCUAUACCGAGUCCUGUCGGUCAUAGUGUCGCGAAAAUUCAUCGUCGGCAACAUGCGGCGGUUGUCUUGACGCCGAAACCGACGGCGGCGCUUCACCACGUGCGACACGAACAUAGUUUUGUGAAAAAUCGACACAUUGUCAACCCGCAAGAUGAUCAUCAUCUUCGCUCUCACAAGAGCAAUUUUAAAUCUGCUCAAGCUGCUGGCCGAAAUUGGUAUCCGAACCAGCGACGGCCACCUCAUCAUCACCGGGGGUUGCACCAGCGGGACUUUAACCCGACUAGCAGCAGUUCAUCAUUCGCGCUGUCAUCGCCGCACAGUGUGCAUCGAGCAAGACUUAACCGGGCUAAUUCUAGGAGUAUCAGCACAAACCAGCAAAAAUCCAAUCCUAAUCCAUGGCUUGAAAACCAGCCCAAGCCAUUAUCUGCAUUUACAACUGAGCCAAUAAAGAGUAGCAUUAAAAAACAUAAAAGUUCUGGUGAUUCAAAAAAGUCAACUCACCAUACCAAUAACUAUUUCGAAGAAUUGCUCAACAGUUACAAAAGUAAUUCGCCAUACUACAAAGACCACUUGAAGAGAGACUCAAGCGUGCUGACAAAAUCUUUGCAAGCCUUAAACACGAAAUGCAGCGACAAAAAAUGUAAAAGCAGGCAUGCUAAAGAGGAUACAAAUGAUGAUGACUAUGAUUAUGAGUAUGAAGAAGAAGACGACGAUGAAGAUGAUUAUGAUGAUGAAUAUUACGAUACCGAGGCUCAGGGUGAUGCUGGAUAUAGUACAACAACGAACUCAGUGACGGUAGCAGACAGCACGAAACUUAGUCAGGAACAAAAUUAUAGUAAUGUCAACAAUAAAUUUGAUAACAGCUUACAUCAAGAUAAUGAUGAUGCUGUGGAAGCAAAACAUUCACUUUCCAACAGUGUUGAUACUACCAGAGAAAACAAUAAAGUUCUGUCCAAAGAAGUGUAUGCAGCAGAUGCAAAUAUGGCAAAGUUCCAUGUAGCCAAACUUCGACGAGAGGGGAAUUGUAAUGUUCCUAAACCAAAAAUUGUAUUAGCUUCAAAUGAUCCAACAAAGCAAUACACGCCACACUGUACAAUACUUCAUCGAUGCGGUGACGAUGUCGGAUGUUGUCCACAGGCAAAAACAUGUGCAGCUUCAAAAAAUUCAACGGUUGAACUUUAUUUUUUUGUCAAAGCUGUUGGAUCAAGGUCAACAAUUGAAAGGCUGAGUUUUAUCAAUCACACAGAGUGUGCGUGCAUCAAUCGGCACGAGUCAAUAAAUCGUAGAACACCAUCCGUUUCAAUAGUGGCGACACCAACUAAACCACCAAUCUGCAACUGCCCAACGUACUUUCAGCGUGUUGUCGAUAAUGACAACCGAUGCUUUUGCGAUUGCUCGUCCAGUGAUUCACAGUGCGAUCAAUUUAAGCGUGGUCUAGAGCAUUUUUCGAUGGAUAAUCGAAGGUGCAUCAUGAAUAAUCGCUGUGAGGAGCCUAGAUGUGAAUAUGGACGUUACAACAUUGCUAAAGGGAAAUGUCCGGCAAAAAAGGACGCUCUUAGUAUCGCUUUUAAAGUCUAGUUGUUGAUAGUCUGCCUUAAAACUACACAAUCAUUUAACUUGAGAGAUUCCUUCCCAAAAUUGUAGUGUAAAUAAAUUUUAAAAUAAAAUAGAGCAGGAUCAAUUUCCUUGGAAUGAACAUGAAUAAGCAAGGCAGCAAGUAAAGUUAGCAGCUUAUGAUGUUUAAAAUGAUGUAUAUGAUUCCUAAUAUUUUUUAAUUAGGAAAUAGAUGAAUACCAUCAUAUGAAAAAAAAAACUGAUGAGCCUAUUCAGAUGUAGUCCCGAUUCGCCCAGUUUACAGUAUAAAGUUUAAUAAUGUGAAUACAAAUAGUUUCGAAAAAAACAAUACACAAUAUAAGAUGAACAGAUAAAAGAAUGAAUGUAUGAUUUAAAUAUUAGCAUUUUCGAUGCAUGGAAUUUUCAAUAAUAAAAAACUCAUAUUUUUUCCUGGUAAAUAAUUUAAAAUUUAAUAAAGGCCUCUUUAUCCGAAGUACUAUUAUCCAAAGAUUUUCGGAUAAUCGAAACAUGAAAAAAUCACGAAUAAUUUAUCUAUAAUUUAUACCAAAUCCUUGUUUACAUUUUCUGCCACUGUGAUUUUGACACAAGCGUUUGCGUUUACACCAAGAAGAUGUAUUAGAAAACUUGUUGCAAUUUUAAGACCCGUGUUUGCUCGUUCCAUGUUUUUAAUUUACGAAUAUGAGAAUGUGCAUUCCAAGAUUGUUUAUGUGAGAAUGAGCAAUUCAAGAUGGCGCCCAUAAUCUCAGAGCACGUUAGUAAAACAUUCUGGUUAAAUAUUUUCUUCAUUUCAUCACCAUUUCAUAAGUCAUGUUUACAUUUGUGCUAAAAAAAUCUUUGAAAAAGGACUUCGGAUUAUCAAGUCUGAACUGUUGAAUUCAAUCAUUAAAACCAUUAAAGAAGUGCCAUACAAAUCAAGAUUUCAAUAACAAGUGUAUUCAAGACUUUAUUUUGUGUGUAUAGCAUAGAAAAAAUUGUGCCUUUAAAAAAAGAGCCUUAAAAUGGUUAAACAAGAUUAUUUUAAAUUAUGAUUAUUCCAGUGAAAUCUAAAAAUUCAGAUUUUUAAAAUGGUGCGUGAUUGAUGCAUAAUCAUCCAAUUUUCUUACAAACUAAAUCUGGACUACAAACAACGAUUGGUGCGAUAACUUGUUUUAAUAUUAAUUUAUUAGUGAAAUGUACGAGCAAGAUGAGAUUAUAGAUCAGAGGAAGCCUAUAAUUUGUUCUAAAUGAAAACAUCCCGUCUAAAUAAGAACCGCUCUGCAAAAUUUCUGAAAUAGACUUAUCUGCAACACUAACUAGAAUUUAAAGCCAAACAUAAAUUAUUAUUUGAAAUAAACAUUUUUCUAUUCAAACUGGAUUAGAGAAGUUCACUAGUCAUAUAAGUACAAUAGUAUUAUGAUUGUGGUAUGUAGUUGGCAAAUAAAUACGUUUAUGUCAGUUGGUUA
Messenger RNA from Culex quinquefasciatus (southern house mosquito), 3888 nucleotides. RefSeq lists its product as uncharacterized. Lineage: Eukaryota; Metazoa; Arthropoda; Insecta; Diptera; Culicidae. Gene Ontology annotation, biological process: hemocyte migration. Gene Ontology annotation, molecular function: growth factor activity. The record is from RefSeq and is a predicted model, not a curated record. The coding region runs from base 692 to 2449 and encodes 585 amino acids. The transcript has 6 exons. Gene Ontology annotation, cellular component: membrane.